Molecule: messenger RNA, 698 nt
Organism: Lycium ferocissimum
Lineage: Eukaryota; Viridiplantae; Streptophyta; Magnoliopsida; Solanales; Solanaceae
Exons: 1
Coding region: 131-583 (150 amino acids)
Source: RefSeq, a predicted model, not a curated record
GGUCCAUAUCUUUUGUCCAUGCAACGAUACGUUGCCAUUAAUUAGCUCUAAAGUAUUGAUUCCAAUUACUCAUUUUCUUCUAUUUCUUCUUCUUCUUCUUCUUCUCAAUCUUGCCUCAACCAUAGUAAUAAUGUCAGGAAACGACAUGAAAAAACUAAGGAAACUGCCUCACGUGUUCGGAAAAGUCCUCGAAUUACCGAUCCCGUCCGAUGCUGACGUUGAGGUGGAAGAAACACCGGAAUUCUUCCGUUUCGUGGUCGAAAUAAUCGAGCAGCACGGUGAAAAUAUUCGUAAUGUUAGGGCUGAGGCAGUUGAGAUUCAUCCGGGGGUUACAAAGAUAGUGGUGAGAAAUGGUGUCAAAUCAGGUGGUGGUAAAGGGGAGUUACUGCUGUUGGAACAAUUGAAGGUGGACACGUGGAGGUUUAGGCUGCCCGCGUGGGCCCAGCCUGAGCUGGCGACGGCGGUGUUUGCUGACGGGGAGUUAAUCGUGACGGUGCCGAAGGGUGUGAGCGGCCGUGGAGGGUUUGGCGGAAGGGAUGUUUUGGUACGUCGCGACAAUACCAGGAUUAUUGUUGUACAAUAGUAACAUAUACACUAUUUUCAUAUUAGUUCGUGAAUCUUCUCACAUGAAGGAAAUUAUGGAGCGCAUCUGUAUUUGAAAAUAAUUUAACUUAAAUUUUUCAUUUUGCCCUCAUGAA